Glarea lozoyensis ATCC 20868 is the source of this 1251-nucleotide messenger RNA. RefSeq lists its product as uncharacterized. The coding region runs from base 1 to 1251 and encodes 416 amino acids. The transcript has 3 exons. The record is from RefSeq and is a predicted model, not a curated record. Lineage: Eukaryota; Fungi; Ascomycota; Leotiomycetes; Helotiales; Helotiaceae.
AUGGAAGACGAGGUGAUAUCAACUCCUUCUUACCGCAUUUUCCGAGACAAACAUGGAAUCCCGCAAUUUGAUCCGAAGAGAGGAACGCGCGCUCUAAAAGACGCACUUGUAUACAGCUUCCCAACCCUUGAGACUGAGUUGCAGUUGAUGCAAGCAGCACUUCAGAGAUUUUUUGACUCCGAGAAAAGAGGAAGUGGCAAUUUCGUCUGCGAAUUACCAGAAAACAAUUUGCAGGCAAGUUUGGUGGUGAGGAAGGGAGAUGAGAUUGCCCCGUUGCCUACCGCUGGCGCGUUCUUGAAGAGCUGGAAAGUGGCUCUUGCACCACAAAGAUCCAGAGGGUCGUCAAGAACCCCAUCACUUACGUCUCGAGCAACUUCGAGGUCAAGAGCAUCGUCGAGAUGUUCGACACCUAGUUUGGCUCCGGAGCCUAAUUUCGAGGUCGGUGGCACUAUGUCAACAUGGCAGCUGUGUAAUGGCGAGGCAAUUGAGAAAAAGAAGAGACAGCCGUAUGAUCCUGUCAAACGGAGAAAAGUCGCGGAGAAUCGAGGAAAUGCUUGCGAUAAGCAUCGCUCUCAAAAAUCGACUUGCGACCCACAGACAUGCCCCCAGAACAAGCUUUAUUCAAGAAUCUCUGGUCAACAGAAGGUGCCUGAUAUCACUGAUGUUUCCCAAGGGGCCUUGAUGGGAGCCAGUGAACCAUCAAUUGAUUUAAUGGGUGCAAACUUUGAUUUCAGUGCCAUGGAAGACCUCCCUUGGCUUGCAGCGGAGGACAACAGCUCGCUGCUGGACCUCAGCUCGUCCAUUACUACUGCUGGUUCUGCAUCUUGGACUGAUAGCCCGCUCGGUAGCGACACCUCCCUUCAAUCUUAUCUGUCAAAUCCAAUUGAGGAUACACCAAUCUUGUCUGCGACUGCUCUGUUGCACACAAUUCACUCUUCAAAGCCCACCAAUUCGAACGUGCUUGUAAGCGAGCAAUCUUCAACCUCCACAACCAAUGCAGCCAAAAGCUCAGAAAGCUCGCUAUGGCCCAAUAUUGAUGAAAGCCCAACUGGAGUUGAGUGUGGGGAGAACCCAUUCAUGGGCUGGGCCGACAAACGAGCACAUCAGACCAUCGAAGAAGGUCGUAUUACCCCAAACGGACGCAGCCCCUACGUAAGAGCUGCGGGUGUUAUCCGUCUUUGGGACGUUAGCCAAGAUACAUUGAGCCAGCAUCACGUAUUGAACCCCGGUGAUUCUGAGUUCGUGGCGUAG